Messenger RNA from Dujonia railenensis, 3204 nucleotides. The record is from the annotation of a GenBank genome assembly. Lineage: Eukaryota; Fungi; Ascomycota; Pichiomycetes; Serinales; Debaryomycetaceae.
AUGGACGAAAUCCACGAAUUGACUGCUGAGGAGAAGAGACUCCUUGAAAACAAGAAACGUGAAAAGUAUUGGAAGCAUUGGGGUCCGUACCUCGGAGAGAGACAAUGGGCUACCGUGAGAGAAGAUUACUCACACGAUGGUGAUGCCUGGCUGGACUUCCCCUUUGAACACUCAAGAUCGAGAACUUAUCGUUGGGGUGAAGACGGGUUGGCCGGAGUCUCUGACACCCAUCAAAUGGUUUGCUUGAGUUUGGGUCUUUGGAACGAGCAGGAUGAUAUCUUGAAGGAAAAGUUGUUCGGAGUGACCAAUUCUCAGGGUAACCACGGUGAGGAUGUCAAGGAAAUGUACUACUACUUGGAUAACACUCCUUCGCAUUCUUAUAUGAAGUACUUGUACAAGUACCCACAGUCCAAAUUUCCCUACAAGGAAUUGAUCGAGGAGAACGGGAAGAGAUCUAGAUUGGAAAAGGAAUUCGAAAUUACAGACACUGGUGUCUUCGACGAAAACAAGUAUUUCGAUGUCGUUUUUGAAGUUGCAAAGCUGGAUGACGACCCUGAAGAAUUGUUAUUUAGAAUCACUGCCUACAACCGUGCUGACGAGCCUGCGCCUUUACACAUCAUGCCCCAUGUUGUGUUCAGAAACACUUGGGCUUGGGGAACUGAAGAGUAUAAGAACAAGAAUAAGCCUUUGAUGAAAAAAGAUCGUGACAACUUGAUUAAGAUUGAACAUCAAAGAUUGAAGAGCGACAGAUAUAUAGUCUUUGCUCCUGCCCCUGGUUUUGAUGAGAAUCUGCCAGAUAUCGAACCUACUUUGUUGUUCACUGAGAACGAGACCAAUACCGAAAGAUUAUACGGCCAGCCCAAUGAAAAGCUGAAGUAUGUUAAGGAUGCCUUCCACGAUUAUGUUAUUGAUGGUAAGGAAGAGGCUGUCAAUCCGGAAAAUGUGGGUACAAAAGGUACUGCAUGGUUUAAAUUUGAUCUGGUCCCAGCAAAGGAUUAUGUUACCAUUAGAUACAAACUUUCCAAGUCUCAGGAUGAAAUUGACGAAUUUGAAUUCGACAAGACUUUUGCUAAACGUCAAGACGAAGCAGAUGCUUUCUACUGGAAAAUCUCGCCAUUGCCAAUUUCGGAUGAUUUGAGACAAGUUCAAAGACAGGCUUUCGCUGGACUCUUGUGGACCAAGCAGUACUACCAUUUUGUUCAUAAUUAUUGGUCACAUGGUGAUAAGAACACACCAAAGCCGCCUAUGAAUAGAGCUGGUGGCAGAAACAAGGAUUGGAAACAUUUAUACAUUGAUGAUAUCUUGUCACUCCCAGAUAAAUGGGAGUAUCCAUUUUUCGCUGCCUGGGAUACUGCUUUCCACUGUAUACCAUUAGCUAUGAUUGACCCUGAUUUUGCUAAGAAGCAGAUCGACUUGCUUACCAGAGAAUGGUAUAUGCACCCCAAUGGUCAAAUCCCUGCUUAUGAGUGGAACUUUUCAGACGUAAACCCUCCUGUUCAUGCAUGGGCCACUUUUAGAAUCUAUAAAAUUGAAAGGAAAAUGUAUGGUGUCGAAGAUUUGGACUUCUUGGAAGCUGUUUUCCAAAAGUUGCUUAUCAACUUCACUUGGUGGGUCAAUCGUAAGGAUUCCGAUGGGAAUAACGUUUUUGAAGGUGGAUUCCUUGGUUUAGAUAAUAUCGGUAUCUUCAAUAGAUCUGAACCAUUGCCAACAGGUGGAAAUUUGGAACAAGCAGAUUCUACUGGUUGGAUGGCAUUUUUUGCCUUACAAAUGCUUAACAUUGCAUUGGAGUUGGCCAAAACUAGACCCGUUUAUGAAAAUAUCGCAUCCAAAUUCUUUGAACAUUUUAUCUUAAUUGCUGAUGCAAUGACCUAUAGAGAUGCAGAACUUGGUGAGACAGACGCCACUGAAAGAUCAUUAUGGGAUGAAAAGGAUAAGUUUUACUACGAUGCUAUUAGUUUCGGUCAAAAUUCCAAGACACAAAGUUUACCGGUGAGAUCUUUAGUUGGUUUAAUUCCAUUGUAUGCUAGUUUGACAUUAGAACCAGAGCUUUUAGAGAAGUACCCUUCUUUCAAAAAGCGUUUGGACUGGUUUAUUGAAAAUAGAAAAUUUGUUGCCGGAAGAAACAUUGCGCUGAUGGAAUCAAGAGGUGUGGGUGAGAGGUUAUUAUUGGCCUUGGUUGAUAAAGAUAGAUUGGUAAGUAUAUUGGAAAGAAUGCUUGAUGAAGAUGAAUUUUUGUCUCCAUAUGGUAUUAGAUCACUUUCCAAAUACCAUGAAAAGAAUCCAUUCUCUAUGCAAGUUAACGGCGAAGAGUACAAGGUUGAAUAUUUACCUGGUGAAUCUGACUCAGGUAUGUUUGGGGGUAACUCGAACUGGAGAGGUCCAAUUUGGUUCCCAGUCAACUUUUUACUUGUGGAAGCAUUACAGAGAUUUUACUUGUACUAUGGACCUGAAUUGAAGGUCGAAUGUCCAAAGGGAUCCGGUGAUUACUUGAAUUUGGCUCAGUGUGCACAAGAAAUUCAGCACAGAUUGAUGCAUUUAUUCUUGCCAGAUGAAGAUGGUAAUAGAGCUUGUAAUGGAGACAAUAAACUCUUGAAUCAAGACGAAUUGUUUAAAGAAUACGUUCCAUUUUACGAGUACUUCGAUGGUGAUACCGGAAGAGGACUUGGAGCAUCUCAUCAAUGUGGUUGGACCGCAAUUGUUUCGAAAUGGAUUCAUGACAACGGUACAAACUGUAGAGCCCCCAAGACUCCUAGAACUCCUAGAACUCCAAGAUCAUCUGUUUUCCUCCACAAUAGUGAAAACAGAAACAUUGACGGUAAUGAAGCUCUUGAUGAAGAAUCUCAAAUUGAGCAAUUCUACCCUAAAGCCGGUCCAUUCCCUGGUAGAUUAAUGAGAAGAAAGAGUGGUAAAUCACUUUUGAAUUUGACUAUUCAUUCACUCGAUUUAGACGGUAAUGAAGAUGAAGUUGAUAGUGAUGCCGUUCCAUCUUUGAAUACUGGAUUUAGCAACAUCACUAGUAAAGUUGGUAAGAACGGAGAAUACGAAGACCUUUCCCCAACUCAUUCCCAUGCUUCUCACACUUCAGUGGAACAGAAUUCUGCCAUCGACGAGAAUUUACUUACGCAAAUCAGAUCUGCGUUUAGAAAGUACAAAUUGUCCAAGGAUGACGAUGACCAUGGAGAUGAGUUCGAAGCAAGGCAUUAA